GAGGAUGGACCUGCAGAGAUGAGAGUAGAUGAUUUUUGUUAGGCUUCUACUACAGCUACACCUAACCACUCUCACUCUGUUCUAACUUCGAACCUUUCAAAGUAAAAGGGAACUCUUUCUCUCACGAACACUCGCACACAAACACCGCAUUGAGCGCGUUGUCAGAGAUGACAACAUAGAAAUUCCUCCCGGUAUCCUACAUGCAUACACAAAGCUGUAGCUGUGGUCAAAUAUAACGAACACCGGGAGCUUGGUUCGCUUCGUUGCAUGGGGGACUCACUGCCUAUCCAAAAGGCAGAGCCAGUCCCCUGACUAACAGACUAAUUCAUUUGAAUUAGUUCAUGGAUUUAAUCAUCGCCGAUGUCACGAGAUACGUAACGGAUACGGGGAUUAAUAUUACAGACACCAAGAGUUUUACACCGCGCCCGGUGUACUGACAUUCUCGGUAUAUUAAACCGAGACUCGGUAUAUUAAACCGGUGCUUCGGUAACGAGACCGAGGGAGAACAUCAGUUAUUUCAGUAAGACUGUCGUGCCAUUUCGAUAUACCAUGGUUCCGGGAUUUGAAUAGAUAGGCUAUCGUAACGAAACCCACUGGGAGUCAUUAGAACAAAAAGCGCUCCUUCAAUUUUCUACGCCUGCUUCGCGGCAGCAGGUUGGGAUAAUAGCCACCACCACCAGGAUUGCACAAGUUUCCAUUUCACAUGGGCGAAGGCAGGGCUCGGUUCUGCUUUGGUUGGACCCGGGCUCGCUGUCAAGAACAAGACAAAGGUGUGUCGGACCCUGAUAGGGAACCGGAAACGCGAGAGAGAUGGGCCGAACUGUUCGACCAACUGGACCUCAAUAAAGACGGUAAAGUCGACAUCAACGAGCUGAGGAUAGGACUCGCUGCACGCGGUUUACUUCGCAGUGACGCGGAGGAGAUAGUGCGUGAGAGUGACACCAACCAUGAUGGCUUGCUGGACUUUGAGGAGUUCUCUCAGUACCUGUGGGCCCACGAGAAGGAACUGCGGCUCAUGUUCCACACACUGGACCGCAACCAUGACGGGCGCAUUGAUGUCGGGGAGAUUCAACAAUCGCUGCACAACCUGGGACUGGAGGUGUCCACAGAACACGCCAUCAAAAUACUACAGAGUAUGGACAGGGACGGCACCAUGACUAUCAACUGGAGUGAGUGGCGAGAUCACUUCCUGUUUAACCCUCUUCACAACAUGGAGGGCAUCGCCCACUACUGGAAACACUCUCUGAUGUUUGACAUCGGAGAGCACAUGACAGUGCCGCCAGAGUUUUCCCAACAAGAGCGCCAGUCGGGGGUAGUGUGGAAGCAGCUGGUUAGGGCGGUGUCAGCUGGUUGCCGGGGCGAUGGCAGAACCGCCCCCCUCGACCGUCUCAAGGUCUUCCUACAGGUGCAUGGCUCCAGCUCUAGGGGGAUCAACCUGUGGACGGGGCUGAGGGGGAUGGUCCAGGAGGGGGGUGUACGAGCCCUCUGGAGGGGCAACGGCAUCAACGUCCUCAAAAUAGCCCCAGAGUCUGCCAUCAAGUUCAUGGCCUAUGAACAGAUCAAGUGGCUGAUCCGGGGCAGAAAUGAAGCAGGUACUCUGCGGGUGCAGGAGAGGUUCAUCGCUGGCUCUCUGGCUGGAGCCACUGCACAGACAAUCAUCUACCCUAUGGAGGUACUGAAGACUCGUCUGACACUGAGGAAGACUGGCCAGUACUCUGGCAUUGUAGACUGUGCCCGUCAGAUCCUGAGGAAGGAGGGGGUGCGAGCCUUCUACAGGGGCUACGUGCCCAACACACUUGGCAUCAUACCGUAUGCUGGCAUAGACCUGGCCGUCUACGAGACUCUGAAGAAUGCCUGGCUCCAGCGGUACAGUAAGGGCUCUGCUGACCCGGGGGUGUUGGUACUGCUGGGCUGUGGUACUGUGUCUAGUACCUGUGGACAACUGGCCUCCUACCCCCUGGCUCUCAUUAGAACACGUAUGCAGGCCCAGGCCUCCACUGAGGGCGGGCCCAAGCUGUCCAUGGUCGGUCAGUUCAAGCACAUCAUAUCACAUGACGGGGUACCUGGGCUCUACCGCGGCAUCGCCCCCAACUUCCUGAAGGUUAUUCCUGCUGUCAGCAUCUCGUACGUGGUAUACGAACACAUGAAGAAGGCUCUGGGUGUGAAAUCGUAGAGAGAGGAAGUGAGAGGCAGAAGAAAGAGAAGGAUAUAGAGUGCAGCUCUUGGAUUUUAAGAUGGAGAGGAAGACAGCAGAGGAUUGAAGGAUAGAAGACCCUUUCAUACACAUUCAGUAAGCUUCCCGUUUACACCUAGCUAGACAGAUAUACUCACUGUUUGAAUCUCUCAGCCCCUCUGACGCUGUACCGUCAUUAAGAAAGAGGGAAGAGAUUAGGAGGAGGAGGUGUGAGAGGAAGGAAUGAGAGAGAGAGAGAGAGAGAGAGAGAGAGAGAGAGGGGUUGGGAGAGAGAGAGAGAGACAG
Messenger RNA from Oncorhynchus masou masou (cherry salmon), 2479 nucleotides. RefSeq names its product mitochondrial adenyl nucleotide antiporter SLC25A23-like. The record is from RefSeq and is a predicted model, not a curated record. The transcript has 11 exons. Lineage: Eukaryota; Metazoa; Chordata; Actinopteri; Salmoniformes; Salmonidae. Bases 704 to 2173 code for a protein of 489 amino acids. Gene Ontology annotation, molecular function: ATP transmembrane transporter activity; calcium ion binding. Gene Ontology annotation, biological process: transmembrane transport; ADP transport; ATP transport.